Opisthorchis viverrini is the source of this 465-nucleotide messenger RNA. RefSeq lists its product as hypothetical. The transcript has 5 exons. Bases 10 to 465 code for a protein of 151 amino acids. Lineage: Eukaryota; Metazoa; Platyhelminthes; Trematoda; Opisthorchiida; Opisthorchiidae. The record is from RefSeq and is a predicted model, not a curated record.
CCAACCCUGAUGCUUGAUUCUCAGUCAGAGAACUUAGAGACCUGCGAGGUGACUCAAAAGGAUCCGGAGGUUGAUCUGCCAGCUGAGCCUGUUAGUAAGGGCGCGAACAUGCUGGAAAUGUUUGGACUAGAGGACCAGUUGUUCAGUCGUACAGUUUCCGAAAGCGGACCGCCAGAUGUGAGCUUGUUACAGUUUAAAAACGGUAAUCAGUACGAGGGAAAUCUAAUGAACGGACGCUUACACGGUUGGGGAAAAUUUACGUGGGAAGCAAGUGGGAUAACAUACACUGGGCAGUUUGUUAACAGUCAGAUUUCUGGAAAUGGACGCAUGGAAUGGCCAGAUGGAAGCUAUUAUGAAGGGGGAUUCCUACAGGGCAAAAGACACGGGACUGGAACAUACCACCAUCCUUCCGGAAUUACGUAUCGUGGAGAAUGGUUAGACGGAAAGAAACAUGGGAAGCUGUAA